Molecule: messenger RNA, 3260 nt
Organism: Procambarus clarkii (red swamp crayfish)
Lineage: Eukaryota; Metazoa; Arthropoda; Malacostraca; Decapoda; Cambaridae
Product: syntenin-1
Cellular component (GO): plasma membrane; cytoplasm
Molecular function (GO): protein binding
Source: RefSeq, a predicted model, not a curated record
UCCCAGGAGUUGUCAGGAUCAUGUGAUGCCUCCUUGUGGCUUAGUCAGUGCCAGUAGUGAGUGCUGAGGAAGGUGUGUCUCUUGUGCCUUGUCUGCAAGCUUUCGAGGUGGAUUAACAAUUGGUUGAACAGUGUGUGACUUGUGUUGGUGUUGACGUUUGGGACGUGUAUUGUGCUCGCCUGCCCGGCAAUAAUCCUAGUCUACAGUUUUACUUACUUCAGGUCACCAUGAGUCUGUACCCGUCUUUGGAGGAUAUGAAGGUGGACCAGAUGGGCAGAGCUCAGGCCCAGCUGGUGAGUGAGAUGACGGCUUCACAGGGUGGGGGCCCUGCGUCUGCCCCUUCUGCUGUUGAAGCUCGGGCGCCACCUCCCUACGGUCUUCACCCCCCACAAGGAAAGGCUGGGUUAGCCCAAAUAUAUCCUGCUCUUAAUGACUACAUGGGACUGGAAUUUACAGCUGAUGUAAUUGCUGCCAACAUGCCUGAGUACCUGCCUGUUGCUCAUACACAGCCUAAUGCAGUGAGUGUGGCUCCUCCAACUGGUUUGUCACCUGUGCUGCCAGCUGGAAUUGUGGCACCACUCUCUGGGUCGUCAGUUGGCCUCCACCGUGCUCAGGUUACUAACAGCAUCAGGGAGGUAACACUUUGCAAAGAUGGUGACGGGAAGGUUGGGAUGCGUGUGAAGGCUAUCAACAAGGGAGUGUUUGUGUGCCUUGUGAAGAAGAACUCCCCAGCUGCACUUGCUGGGCUUCGUUUUGGUGACCAGAUCCUUCAAAUCAACGGAGAAACAGUGGCUGGAUACUCCAUGGAAAAGGUCCAUGAUAUACUUCGGAGAUGUUCGGCUAAUGGCAUUUCCCUAGCCAUCAGAGACAGGCCAUUUGAGCGAACUGUCACACUACACAAGGACAGCACAGGCCACAUUGGGUUCCAGUUUCGUGAUGGUGAGGUGACUGCUUUAGUAAAGGAUUCAUCAGCUGCACGAAAUGGACUUCUUAUAGACCACAAUCUUUUGGAAGUUAAUGGCCAGAAUGUAGUUGGAGUGAAGGAUAAGGAGAUAUCUGCAAUCAUCAGUGAGUGUGGCCAGGUUGUCACAGUUACCAUAAUGCCAUCUUUUGUUUACAAACACAUGAUGAAGCACAUGGCCAGUUCUCUCGUAAAAUUCAUGGAUCAUGGUCUGCCAGAUCUGUAAAAGUGCAUUAUCAUUUGCUAAAAUAAGAAAAUAGGAUUAUGUUGUUUUUGUUGGACAGAAUAAACAGUAGCCUGUUUUAAUAAUAGAAGAUGGACCAAUUAAUAUGGGCAUUACCGAGAUAGAAGGCACUUCUGCGGGGGUGAGCUAUUUUUUAUACUCCUGUAUUUUUUGAAGGACUGUAGGAUUGAAUGAAAUAAGUAUUCUCUUUUCAGAUUUUCAGUAUUAGUUUUUUUUGCUUUCAUUUGCUGUAUUUGCAUGUUCAUUUUGGUUUUGUGUAAUAUACAUAUGCAGCAUAUAUAUAUGUGUAUUGGGUGUCCAUGAAGUUGGUAUAUAUUAACUAAAAAGGCUUCCCUAUAAUUAUAGAUAUAAAAUUAAAGUUAGCUCCUAUUUAUUCUUAAAUUAUAUAAAUGCAGAAUGGAAGACUUGUAUCCUUCAGUGCAAGUUUAUUUUUGUACAAUAUCCAAAUCAGGAUACCACUGGAAUCCUUCCGACAUGGCUUCUGACUUUGCUUCUAGCUCUCGUUGAGCUUAGUAUUUUGGCUCACAACUCGAUAAGAUUACACUUACUGAAGCUGAUCACACUGCAGUCUUUGUGAUAAAUAUUGAUUGUAUUUUUUGCAUUUUUAGAAGAGGUAUUAAUUAUUGCUUUUCUUGCAUUGUGGCUUUACUGUUCUUGCAAAGAGGUUCAUCUAAAGCAUGUAAUUUUCAUUAAAGGUCAGCCUGUUCUUCCAUUAUUACAUAUACAUAAAAUUAUAACUUCGAGUGAUGUUCAUCGGUGUCAUGAGAGCUAGGGAACAUCAGGGUGCUGUAUCGAGAAACGCCAUUUAGCUAUUCUUAAAUGUGCCCGUUUUGGUGCAUCAUGCAAGUCUGUAAUUUGCUGCAAAUAUAACUCAUCGCCAGGUUAUCAUUAACGUAUACUAGCUUAAUGAACACCCCAUUGUUGACCUAAUGAAUGAUAUCUGAAUAAUGAGGUGACUCCUGAUGUCAUGAAAAAAAAUUUUGCAAAGCCAUUUUAUAAGGUCACAAAACACUACAAGUUUUCAGUGUAUUAUAAAAGUAUUAAAGCAUAUUCCGAUAGUUUAGGUUAAGAGUGCCAUAUACAAUCAAUACCCAAACUGCAUAGCUUUAAAUUGUGAUAUUGCGUGCAGUAAAUUCAGCAAGAUUUGCUUCCGGAAAACUGAUCAUUUGCAUAUGAUUACUUAUACGUAAUAUAUAUUUACAUAUGAUAUAUUAGGAAAUAUGUAACUACUUUUUGUUUUGUUAAAUUCAAAUAUUGAUGUGCAGGUCUUGAUAGUAAAUCCAAUUCUCCCAUAAUAGUGAAUUUCAUAAGUGGUACUUAAAAUUCCUUGUAACUACAAAUAUCCUUAAGUCAUGGUUAACAAUUUGCAAUAAUUCAUUAUUUGUUUGUUAUAUUCACUGUAUUUUAUCUCUGUUUUUGUAAUAAUAUAUUAAGCACAAUGUCGAUCGGCACAACAGUUAAAGCGGUGUAUGAGAGGUAUAUCAUCCAGACGUUGAAAUCUUGUGUAAAUAGUUGUACUGCAAGGUAUUUUAUGUCGUUAAUCUGGCAAUAUAAAUAUUAGUUAUUCUGUAAGAAAUACAUAAAUGGCAUUGCUAUCAUUGUUCUGAAAUGUCUGUGGAUUUUAAGCUGCACAGUUUUCUGAAGGCUCUUGCUUAAAUGUAUUUAAGUACUGUAGUUAGUUGGUAGGAUGUAUUUAAUUUAUGAGAAAUAUCAGACUGUUUUAUCCUUCCAUUGCAGCACUAUGAAUAUAUGCUGUUUGUUCCUCAUUACACUAUUGAGAAAUUAUGGAGAUUUUGUUCUUUUGAAAAAGUGAAAUCUGUUGUAAUCUCAUCACUGUAUAUUGCAACUCUGAUAAUGUUGUAAGUUUGUGUAGCUGGCUGAUAUGAAUGAAAUAUGCAAAAUACACAGUUUUAAAUUCACAAUGUAUGCAUGUUUAAUUCCUCGCAAAAACAAGCAUUUCUGAUUCAAUGCUUUUUGAGGUAUGUGAUAACCUGUAAUAUGGAAAUGUAGUGUACUGUAUAGAAUUUUAUUAAAAUAAAAACUAUGUUAAAUGUA